AUGGCCGAGACUGCUUCCGAGCCUCGGGCUAAGCCCACCAAGCCCGAUGAGGAGGCCUACAAGGUCAAUCUUGCACAAGCCGAAAAGGAACACGCCGCUGCUCAAGAAAAAUUGAACCAAAUCAAGGCCAAGUUGGAGACCGCCAAGCCGAACAACCAGGACUCGCCGACGGCCAAGAAACAGCAGGAACUCCGCGCCGAACUGUCAUCGAUCCGCCAGAAACAGCAGGGCUUCAAGUCCUCGCGGUCCAGCACCCAGGAGAAGAUCAAUGCCCUGGACUCGACUCUGAAGGCUCGCAUUGCUGAGCAGAACAACUCACGGGGUCGCAUGUCGUUCAAGAAUGUGGAGGAGAUCGACCGGGAGAUCGCCCGCCUCGAGAAGCAGGUCGACUCGGGCACCCUGCGUCUUGUGGAUGAGCGCAAGGCCCUCUCUGAUAUCUCAAACCUGCGCAAGCAGCGCAAGAACUUCGCGGGCUUGGACGAGGCCCAGAAGGGGAUCAAUGACCUGAAGGCGCAGAUCGCUGACCUCAAGAAGACCCUCGACCACCCGGAGUCUAAGGCGCUGAGCGACAAUUACACCGAGAUCCAGAAGCAGCUUGAUGCCAUCAAGGCGGAGCAGGACGGUGUUUUCAAGAACCUGAACGCACUGCGGGACGAGCGCACCAAGCUGCGCAACGACCAGCAGCAGAAGUACUCAGCUAUUCGCACGAUCAAGGACAACUACUUCAAGGCACGCCGCGCCUACAAGGAGUACGAGGACGAGGCCUGGCGCAUCCGCCGCGAGCGCCAGAAGAUCGAGCGCGAGGCCUUUGAGCGCGAGAAGCGGAAGAAGGUAGCCGACAAGAAGCUGGAGGAGGCCUCGCACCCGGCCUUUGCCGACGAGAUCCUCACGGGCCAGGGUCUCAUCCGCCACUUUGACCCCGCCUACAACUUCGCCGCUCUGGGCUUGGAUGAUAAGAAGACCGAGGGCAGCAACUUCCGCGCCGGGGUCGGCCGCACUGUGGACUCUUCUGACCUAAAGGGCAUGCGGGUGGUGCGCAAAGAGGACCGUGAGGACGACUACUUCGCUGGUACUGGUGGCAAGAAGGGGAAGAAGGGAAAGAAGGUUGGCGCGGCCGGUGGUGCUGAGGCAUCCAAGUUCAACAUGAACGUCGGCAUUAUCGAGGACUUCGCCAAGGUCAAGAUCGACCCGCCCAUGAACCAGUCGGACGUCCCGGCCGCGGUUGAGAAGCUGGCCGCCAAGAUCACCGAGUGGAAGAAGAACCAGGCCAGCAAGACUGAGGAGAACAUCAAGAAGGCCAAGGAGGAAAUCACCCGCCUGGAGGAGGAAGAGGCGAACAUCCCCCAGGCCAAUGGCCGGGCCACCGACGCCGGGAAGAAGCCCGCGCGCGAGAACGGAACUAACGGUGCCCCGACUGCGGAGGCGGAGCUGACGCAGGAGAAGGACGCGGUGGCGGAUGCUGCGGAUGAGCUCAAGAAGGCGUCGAUCGAGGACAAGGCAUAG
Penicillium alfredii is the source of this 1503-nucleotide messenger RNA. RefSeq names its product putative nuclear segregation protein (Bfr1) (gene bfr1). Gene Ontology annotation, molecular function: mRNA binding. Gene Ontology annotation, cellular component: ribonucleoprotein complex; nuclear outer membrane-endoplasmic reticulum membrane network; endoplasmic reticulum. The transcript is spliced from 3 exons. Lineage: Eukaryota; Fungi; Ascomycota; Eurotiomycetes; Eurotiales; Aspergillaceae. The record is from RefSeq and is a predicted model, not a curated record. Bases 1 to 1503 code for a protein of 500 amino acids. Gene Ontology annotation, biological process: intracellular mRNA localization.